Messenger RNA from Aspergillus niger, 480 nucleotides. RefSeq lists its product as uncharacterized. The record is from RefSeq and is a predicted model, not a curated record. Bases 1 to 480 code for a protein of 159 amino acids. The transcript has a single exon. NCBI's taxonomy places the organism in Eukaryota, Fungi, Ascomycota, Eurotiomycetes, Eurotiales, Aspergillaceae.
AUGGUCGAUCUCUUGAUCUCCCUGCUGGUUCUCAUUUUGCUCGGUCUCGCCCUGGUCGGUGCACUUCUUGUCUUGCGCCGCAAGCGACUGAAUCGCGAACAAUCCGAACUUCCUGUACACAACGGGCAAUGCGUGCCAAACCACCGUCGUUUCACCGUCUCUGCUUCGCCGAACGCCAAGACAGAGUCCGUUCUGGUUUAUGAUGAAAAGCGCAGUCUUAUCGAGAACUCGUCGAGUCCCCCGCCCAGCCCGGUUCCCGAAAUUCGCAUUACGUUUCCAGAGGAGGAGGACGAAUCCGGAAAGCGCAAGUCGGGCCGAGUUGUGGUUGUGAGAAUUACCGACGCAGGUGGAGUGGGCUUGGAGCCUUGCAAUGAGGAACUUCCGCCGUAUCAGUCCAGUGAUGCGGAGCGAUUCCAGUCGUUGGAUAUCGAGCGCAUGGGUGGACUCAAAGAAAAGGAAUCCACCAAUAGAUGGUCUUAG